AUGAGCACCACUUGCACGGUCAAACAGCGGCGCGGCCGAACAGCCAGAAAAACUCAGCUCAAUAGCGCAGAAAGAAAUGCCAAGAAAUUCGCAAAUCCGAAGCUGUGCAGCUACAACGAAUUACCUGAAUGGCAACGCGACAACGAUAAAAUUCUACAAGGCUAUGUGCGUGAAACAAAAUCCUCAAUGAAAUGUGUCAAAUCACUUUUUUAUUUUCACAACGAAACCGUAAACAUCUACACACAUAUGGUACCCAGCGUCACGUAUUUGGGACUGCUUUUGUUUUUCACGGAUUUCGUGCUGAUUCCACAACUUCCCUCGACUUCGAUGUCCGAUUAUAUUAUGAUCAACUUCUAUCUAUUGGGUGCGUUCCUGUGUCUCAUGUGCAGUACUUUCUUCCACUGCAUGAAGCAACAUUCCGAGACACAUAGUGAUAUCUGGAGUAAAGUGGACUACAUGGGGAUCAUCUUCUUGAUCUCGUGCUCGAUUGUGUCGCUGUUGUACUAUGGCUUCUACGACUACCUGUUAUACUUCAAAGUCUUUACAAUCGCAGUGGUCGUGCUAGGUUCUCUCUGCGCAACGUUUGUGCUGAAUGACCGCUUCAAUGCCAAGAGCUGGCGCAUGUUCCGGGCCGCAUUUUUCGUGAUGUUUGGCUUCAGUGGGAUUGUGCCCAUCAUGACCGGACUCAUCAAGUUUGGGGUGGAGGAGUCGUCCCAGAGAGUUCAACUGCGGUUUGUGUUCUGGGAAGCGAUUUUUUACAUUGCAGGCGCCGUAGUCUACGGAUUCAGGCUGCCCGAAGCAUUUUUGCCUGGCAAAUUUGAUUAUCUAGGCCACAGCCAUCAAUUGUUCCACGUCCUCGUUGUUCUGGGUUCCAUAUGUCAUUUCAGAGCUCUUAUCGGCUCCUACUUUUUCAUGCACACGGGUAUCAGUUCGUCGAGCCUUCUCAAUUUGAAGGCGGUGUAG
Molecule: messenger RNA, 963 nt
Organism: Lachancea meyersii CBS 8951
Lineage: Eukaryota; Fungi; Ascomycota; Saccharomycetes; Saccharomycetales; Saccharomycetaceae
Source: the annotation of a GenBank genome assembly